GGUGUUUCCAGCUGAUCCGCACAACAGAAGGACCCGAGUCUCCCUCAGCAGCCCGACGUUCCUGCUCCUUUCUCCGGUACCGCAGCAGAGCAGCCCGGUUGCCGGUACCGGUCCCCGGGAGUCCGCAGCCUCCCUCCCGCGCUGCCGCUCACCGUCCGUUAGCUACCGUGAACCGGGGCCGUCGGUAGCUGUUGGCCCGGACUGUCAUGAUCCCAGCUCGGAGAUGGCGUCCUUCCCCGGUUUGUGUAAGACUGUCGGUCCAACGGAGGAAGAGAACGGAGAGCUGGACGGGUCUCUGCAGCAGAUGCUGAAGGCCAUCACCGACGAGAGGAACCGACUCAACGUCCGACAGGAGAUUAGCGGGCUGGGUUGCUUUAAGGAUGACCGCAUCGUGUUCUGGACCUGGAUGUUCUCCACGUACUUCAUGGAGAAGUGGGCUCCUCGACAGGACGACAUGCUGUUCUACGUCCGCAAGAAGCUCGCCUACGUCAGCGGCGACAACAGCGAGGGCAAAAAGGUGGAGGUGGAGGUUUACAGGAGAGACUCCAAGAAGCUGCCCGGCCUCGGUGACCCAGACAUCGACUGGGAGGAGAGCGUCUACCUGAACCUCAUCCUGCAGAAGUUGGACUACGUGGUGACGUGUGCCGUCUGCACACGCUCAGACGCAGGAGAUAUCCACAUCCACAAGAAGAAAUGUCAGGAAGUGUUUGCGUCUCCCAGCAAACACGCCAUGGACAGCAAAGGAGAGGAGUCCAAGAUGAGUUACCCAAACAUCUUCUUCAUGAUUGACAACUUUGAGGAGGUGUUCAGUGAUAUGACGGUGGGCGAGGGGGAGAUGGUGUGUGUGGAGCUGGUGGCCAGCGACAAGAGCAACACCUUCCAGGGGGUCAUCUUCCAGGGCUCGAUCCGCUACGAGGCCCUUAAGAAGGUCUACGACAACCGGGUGAGUGUUGCUGCUAAGAUGGCUCAGCGGAUGUCUUUUGGCUUCUACAAGUACAACAACAUGGAGUUCGUGAGGAUGAAGGGUCCGCAGGGCAAAGGUCACGCGGAGAUGGCCGUCAGCAGGGUGCCGACAGGUGACACCUCGCCCUGUGGCACCGAGGAGGACCAGGUGUCACCCAUGCACGAGAGGGUGACGUCCUUCAGCACACCUCCGACCCCAGAGAGGAACCGUCCCUCCUUCUUCUCUCCGUCUCUGAGACGCAAAGUUCCCAGAAACAGGAUCGCAGAGAUGAAGAAGUCUCACUCCGCCAACGACAGCGAGGAGUUCUUCAGGGAGGAGGAAGACGAAGAUCUUCACACCGCCACCAACCUCCGCUCUCGCUCUCUGUCGGGGACCGGCCGCUCUCUGGUCGGCUCCUGGCUCAAACUCAACCGGACCGAGGAUUACUUCCUGCUCUACUCCCACCUGACCUACGUCACCCUGCCGCUGCACCGCAUCACCGCAGACAUCCUGGAGGUGAGGCAGAAGCCCAUCCUGAUGACAUAGCAGAGCCGGACUCCCCCCUCAGAGCAUCACUACCAAGUGCCUCCUGCAUCAGGCCACUGAGACGACAGCGGCGCCCCCCGGUGUCCGGAACCGAGACCGACAACCAAACACCUGCUCCAGCUGGACGCGAGUCCGUCAGAGGGACAAACAAAAAACCAGCCAUUCGAGAAGUGCCUCUUCUUCUUCUUUUCAGUUCCCCCGCUUGUGUCCGAGUGGUCGUCUCCGUGGGAACGGGCCCGGCGUCGGGAUCACAUGACCUCAGUGUGAGAAGGCAUUGGCUGAACUCUGACCAGGAAGUGAAGAAUGUGUGCUUUCUUGUAAAUAUCCUGCUGCUUUACUCACUGAGACGCCUCCGAAGGUUCUGCUUCAACCACACGUUCUGCUCGGCUCGUCGUGGACUUUAGUUCCUGUUUCUUUUUUUUUAGAUAUUUACUACGACACAAAGAGUUAACAGGAAAAUUGGGGUUUUUUUGUACGAGAGGAAACCGUAAACGUAGACAGCUUCACUCUUAACAGCAGCCGGUCAAAUCAUCUCGUUUAUUGAGACAUUGACUAACAGGAAGAGGACGACCAGUUCUUUUUAUUCACAGACAUUUUCAUCAAUUACUCGUUUUAUCUCUGAAAUGUCAGAACAAGAUUUCUUGUUGAUUUAAAAACUGUUCCAGAAGUGCUUCAGUACCAACGAAGAAGAAGCACACGCGAGAACAAACCAGCAGCUACUUCAGUGUUUUGUGAUAAUCAGCUGAUUCUUUGUGCUCAGAUUAACUAAUGAAAGUCAGUGUUUAAUAAACGCUUCACACACAAUUAGGUAGAAUAUUGAUUACUUCAAAGGAAGCUGAUUGAUAAUAAACCAAAAUAGUAGUAAAAAGCACCAUUUUAUCCUCAUAAAUGAACCUUUUCUCACUUUAGUUUCUAAUAGUUCGAGCUACAAGUUAAAGUACAAGCAAAUAUUCAAACUCCAAUUGAACUCAAAUGAUUGAUUAGUUCCUGUCAAACGCCUAAAUCAGCUGAUUGUAUCAGUCGUAGCUGGAUGUUUAUCCACUGAUUCAAAUAAAUAACCACAGCAACAAACAGGAAAUAACAAACGGAGCUCGAGAGACGUUAUUAUUGUUAUUCUAGCUCCUCCCGUCUCGUAGAGGGCGGGAAACGCUCAAAGAAAACAACGUUGUGUCUAAUCGGAGUCUAGAGCUGCAACAAUUAGUCGAUGAAUCAGAUGACCCUUUCUAAGUAAAUAAAUUAGCAACUAUUUUGAUAGAAUUUUUCUUUAAAAAAUGACUUAAAACAAUUAAUCUGAGAUUUCAGCUUCUCAACGUGAAUAUUUUCUUGUUUCUUUCGUCCUCCGUAAACUGACGAGACAUUUGAGGACGUCAGAUUGGGCGUCGAGAAACACUGAUCGACAUUUUUCACCAUUUUCUGACCAAAUAAUUAAUUAAUGGGGAAAAUGAUCGACAGAUUAGAGAUUAAUCGUAUCCUGUAAAAUACGUUUAAAGGAGCUCAAAGAAAGUGAAGUUUGGACUACAGACACAGUUCAGUCCCGACUGCUGAAGUACUGACGACCUUUUCUGUUACAAACUCUGAAAGUUGUUAUUUUUUUGUUCGUUUGGUCACUUCGGAUGUUUUUGAAUUCCAACCCCGAGCCGACGGAUCCAUCGACUCCAUCGUGUCGGAUUUUCACCACAAAAUAAUCCAGCUUUGACUUUUUACUGCGACUCCGAAAACUGGAAGUGACUUGAAAAAAAAAAAACUGCUGAACGUGAAGAUGAUUUUAAAGGGAAUUUAAGAAGAAGCCCCAAAAAUAAAAACUGGAACUCUUCAUUAAAAAAAGAGGAAGUUCCAAAAGGAAGCGACGUGAUUGGCUGAAGAUGUUUGUUGUUACAGUGACUCGUCUGGUUUUUCUCCCUCUGUGCUCCUGAAGCCUUAAAUCUUUCUGACUGUACGUAACUUUAAUGUUUCUUCAUGUUCAUUUAAACGAACAACCAGCCGAGGCUUCCGUAGGUCAGAGACAUCGGAGUUCAUGAGGCAGAAAUCAGUCGAUGUGAUCAGAAAUAAAUGAUCAAAAACAAGUUCCCGCAGUCUGUAAAGAGGAUUAAUCAGCUAAUUUCUGUUUUCUUUGCUUGAAAAAUAUACUUUAAUAUUAAUUUAUCUUAUUUUAUGACUUAAUUCUCAAAUAUAACUAAGAAAACAUUUAAAAAUUACAGUAAGAAUUCAGAAUAUUGAAGAAUAAAAUUAAUUUUACGUGAAAAUGUAAAACUUUUUCAUAAAGUCGAACCUAAACUCUAAUAUUAUGAAUUCUUUAGAUUUUCAAAUGUUCAAAUAGUAAAAGUGAGGAAAAAAAUCACAAUUUAAGAAUAAAGAAUUUUUUAAUCUUUGAUCAUAUUUCACCACUUUUGGAUACUGAAAAUCAUCAAUUAUUAAAUAUAACCAUAAGAAGACGCAGUAAGAAUUCAGACUAUAAAUAAAAUAAAAUAAAACGUAUUUUACGCAAAAAUGUAACAAACCUGAAUUAUAAUAUAAAUGGUUUUGAUUUUGAUGUUUCAGUAGUAAAAUGUAUGAAGUUAGUCAUAAUGACAUUAAAUUAUAAAUAAUUUUACGAGUAGAAAUGUAGAAGAGAAAGCAUUAACAAUAUUAACAAAACCAGAACUUUUACUUGCAUAAUGACUCAUAAAAUUUGACUUUUAAAUCACAAAAUUUUACUUUUUUUCUCAAAAUCUGAAGCUUCUUUGGUAUUUUUCAAUAUUCAAGCACCUUGUAAAAGGGUUCUUGAGAAAAUAAUCUGUAAAUUACUUAAAUUAUUUACUGAUUAUUGGGGUUGUCGCUGAAAUUUGAUUCAAUUUAAAUUGAAAAUAAAAUAAAAUUUCAGAAUAAAAUGCAGAUUAUUGUAAAUACAUUUGACAUUUUUAAAUUUAUGGACCAAGGAAAAUAAAACCUCCGUACUCUUUACAUAAAGCACAGAACAGUACGAGGGUUGCAACUAAUAAUUCUAUUUAUUAUUGAUUACUCAGAUUGAUCCAGUUAUUGGUUGUUUAUAUAAAUGUCUUAAAGUAUUGAUCAUCAAUAAUCUGCAGAGGAAACUGUCGCUGAUUUCUGUGUUUCACGAGUCGACGUUUGAGGAGAAGUCAGCCAGCUGCUGUUGUUGUUAUUGAUCAGUUAUUAUCAGUGAUUGAUUUGCACUCAGAGACGAAGCCAUCCUCGAUCAAAGUCAGUCCGCAGUGUUUUUUCCUCCCUGUGAAAGGUUCCACGGGGCACUUCCUGUUUCAGUUGGACGAGCCGAUCGUCUCCUCAGUGUUAUUGAUGAUGUAGUUUGUAGUUCCUCCGGCUGAAUGUAUCCACGCUGAUCAAUAGCAGACGGCUUUAAACUGAGAAACAUUUGAAGAGACAGUUUGCACUGUAAAACGCUUUUAGAACCUUUUUGAAACCGGUUUGUUGGAACCUUUUUGUUCUUACGUCAGUUUAACGCUCAUCGUGGCUUUUUGUACACGGACACAGUUAAUGUGCAUGUUCACUCAAACACUUCUGUUUCAGACUCUACGUACAUUUUACUGUAUUUAUUUAUUGAAAUACACAUUACCAGAAAAACUGA
Molecule: messenger RNA, 5069 nt
Organism: Dicentrarchus labrax (European seabass)
Lineage: Eukaryota; Metazoa; Chordata; Actinopteri; Moronidae
Product: kiaa0930
Exons: 10
Coding region: 224-1489 (421 amino acids)
Source: RefSeq, a predicted model, not a curated record